AUGACAGGAAAGAGGAAGAAAUCGUAUCGCCGAACAGAAGGCUCUGUGAGCAACUCCAUCAGUACAGACAGCCUCUUUGAACGAGACCGGAAGCGUAGAAAGAUAAAUCAUAAUCGUUCUGAAAGCAGCAGCAGUGAUACUGAUUGCCCAGUUCCUAGACCUGCGAUGACAGGAAAAAAGAAUAAAUCGGCUCGCCGAACAGAAGGCUCUGAGAGCAACAGCGACAGUACAGACAACGUCUUUCAACGAGACGAGAAACACAGAAAGAUACGUCAUAAUCGUUUUGAAAGCAGCAGCAGUGAUACUGAUCGCCAAGUUACUAGACCUGCGAUGACAGGAAAAAGGAAGAAAUCGGCUCGCCGAACAGAAGGGUCUGAGAGCAACAGGGAUAAUACAGACAACCUCUUUCAACGAGACCGGAAGCGCAGAAAGAUAAGUCAUAAUCGUUCUGAAAGCAGUAGUAGUGAUACCGAACGCCCUCAACACUCACCUACUGCAGAAGUACAGCGAACUGUGGAUACUGAUGACAAGAGUUACGAAUUGCAGCCAAGUCGUGGUGAUGAGUAUGGCAGUUCUGAUGAAGGACAAAAAGUCACUGGACAUGCAUUAGUUUUGUACCCUUGCAAUGAACGAAAUAAGAAUUAUAGUGAGAAUUUGCUCAAAACAGAAAUGGAGUCAGAGAAAGUUGCUACUGUUUCUGAGAGUGGUGCUCUUCCCACAACCAAGGACCGCGAUACUGAAGCAGCAUUGUCGUUAUCAACGUCGUCCAGGGCCACAGCUGACAUGUCGGAUGACAAUAACAAUGAGCAUUUAACAGAGAGUCCCAUCUGCAUCAUUUGCAUAGAAGAAUUCAUCAUAAAACAGGUUGGUAUUACAGACACUUGUGGUCAUAAAUUCUGCGCUUCCUGUCUCCAAGAAUGGUCAACACAUACCAAUACUUGCCCAAUUGAUCGACUGACGUUUAACUUCAUAAAAGUUCAACACCAUCUGAAUGGCGAAAUUGUCAAUAGCAUACCUGUGAAACCAACAGAUCAAUGA
Molecule: messenger RNA, 1038 nt
Organism: Cryptotermes secundus
Lineage: Eukaryota; Metazoa; Arthropoda; Insecta; Blattodea; Kalotermitidae
Product: protein gar2-like
Exons: 1
Coding region: 1-1038 (345 amino acids)
Source: RefSeq, a predicted model, not a curated record